Molecule: messenger RNA, 999 nt
Organism: Sabethes cyaneus
Lineage: Eukaryota; Metazoa; Arthropoda; Insecta; Diptera; Culicidae
Exons: 2
Coding region: 64-999 (311 amino acids)
Source: RefSeq, a predicted model, not a curated record
ACGAGUGUCGACUUUGUUUUUGAAUUUUUAGAGCUCCUGUAAUUCACACUAUAAAGCGGAAAAAUGGUAAAAAUAGAACACCAGAGUUCCAGUACAAGUUCCGACAGCGAUAAUGGAAUUCCUUCGACACCGUUGGCUGCGUCUACGCAGAUUGCUACACAUGGCAGAUUUAAAGGGGACCUAGAAGAUCAAUCGAGUGAAUCGGACCAUUCUGAUAAGAUCGAACAGUUACCUAAGUCAAGCACAGCAUCACGGUCCUUAGACAAUUCAAUGCAAAAAUAUUUGAACAAAUUUUCGAAUGUUCGGUUAAGUAAACCUCGGUACAAUGUCGAUAUUGACCUUACUGACCCCGAUGAUGAAUUAUAUCUGGUCACCUGUCCAACUUCCAUUGAUGCUAGAAAAGUCUUGCUUAAUGCAGAAAUAAGCAUUCCAUUGCUUGAUAAAGUUAGCCAAAUAGAGUCUGCUUCUGCCGGAUCACAACUAGAAGCAUAUGUGUCCGGAAAUUCUGCCAAUAAUCCGGUAACUAUUCUAGUUGGAAAACAACUCAAGUCUUUCAUACCUAAAGGAACAAUUCAGAUUCGGGAAAGCCUGGAAAAGAUUCAAGUACCACGUGUAAUUAAACCGGAACUUACAACAGAUGAAGUACCUUUUCCCGAAGUCAUCCGAGAGCGACACCCAUUGCUGGGUUUGCACUACAAACCGGCACAGAAAAUGCCGAAACACGUUCGAAAGGCACUUUCCGUUGCUCAGCAGCGUGCCAACAUGUGGUACUUGCAAAACGGUAAAAACAUCAAAACUGACCUCGAAAAUGGCUCCGGUAAAAGUAAGAAACGGAAGCGGCAGGAUAGUCCUGAUCCACUGGCGGCUGGUUAUUCGUCAGGCGAUGCUGUACCGAUGCUCAUUAAGCAUGAGAAACCAUCACCGUCGAAGAAACUUAAAAAAGAAAAGCUCUCCGAACCGGCGGUGGAAGACGAUCUAUCAUGGUUGCAAAAUAUUUGA